Messenger RNA from Camelina sativa (false flax), 2073 nucleotides. The record is from RefSeq and is a predicted model, not a curated record. Lineage: Eukaryota; Viridiplantae; Streptophyta; Magnoliopsida; Brassicales; Brassicaceae.
AUGCCGUUCGGACUAAAGAACGCUGGAGCAACCUACCAACGACUGGUAAACAUGAUGUUCGCUAGUUUGCUUGGAAGAACCAUGGAAGUCUACAUCGACGAUAUGCUGGUUAAAUCUUUGAUCGCAGAGCAGCACAUCGAGUAUCUCGCUGAGUGUUUCGAUAUCUUGGAUCAUUUCCAGAUGAAACUGAAUCCAACGAAGUGUACAUUCGGAGUCACUUCAGGCGAAUUCUUGGGGAUAGAAGCAAACCCUAAACAAAUCGAAGCCAUAUUGGGACUAUUGUCGCCGACCAACAAGCGAGAAGUGCAACGCCUGACCGGCUGCAUUGCAGCUUUAAAUCGCUUCAUCGCUCGAUCAACAGAUAAAUGCCUCCCUUUCUACCAACUCCUCCGCGGAAAUAAGGAUUUUCCCUGCGACGAGGAAUGCGAGGCCGCCUUCCGCGGCGUGUUGGUUCGAGACGACCGCGGGGAUCAAAAACCUAUCUUCUAUACGAGUAAAGCACUCAACGACGCGGAGUCACGAUACUCCACGCUGGAGAAGCUCGCACUCGCAGUGAUCAUUGCCGCACGGAAGCUCCGACCCUAUUUCCAGUCACAUUCCGUCGUCGUGUUAACCGAUCAGCCACUCCGAACAUUCCUCCAUAGCCCCCUCCAAUCCGGACGCAUGGCGAAAUGGGCAGUCGAGCUAAGUGAGUAUGACAUCAAAUACCGCUCCCGUCCAAGCUUGAAGUCGCAAGUCAUGGCCGACUUCAUCACCGAGCUAUCUCUUGACCUCGACGACCCCAAUCCUAGGGAAGAGCAUUGGGCAAUGUUCGUCGAUGGUUCGUCGACGAAUGUAGGAUCCAGAGUGGGACUCAUUCUCCGGUCCCCCACCGGUGAAGUUCUCGAGCAAGCAUUAAAACUCAACUUCAGAGCAUCAAAUAACAAAACGGAGUACAAGGCCGUCCUUGCGGGGCUUCGGUUAGCACAAGGACUCAGAGUGACACAUUUUCAAGUCUUCUGUGACUUGCAGCUCGUAGUCAGCCAAUUCAGUGGAGAGUUCGACGCCAAAAAUAAGCGAAUGGGGGCGUAUAGUCAGUUGGUCCGAGCACUGUCCGGGGAAUUCACGUCUUUUUCUCUGACAAAGGUCCCACGGAACGAAAACGCGUCAGCCGACGCCCUCGCAGCCCUGGCAAACAGCUCCGAACCUGAUUUACGGCGCAUCAUCCCGAUCGAAUGCAUCGACGCUCCCAGCAUCGACCCCGACAAUCAGAUAACAGUAAUCAACGACGACUCAGUUCCGAUGGAGGUCAACGAACCAGUAGAGGAUCUGACGGACGUCACGAAGCCUCCGGACGACUGGCAAAUUGAGAUCAAACUCUAUAUCUCCGACGGCGUCGUCCCACCAGACAGAUGGGCAGCCCGACGCUUAAAGGCUCGAAGUGUCAGAUACAUCCUCUUGGACGGGGAAUUAUUCCGCCGAAGCGCGUCCAGAGUUUUCUUUACCUGCGUCACUCAGGACGAGGCCGAGCGAAUCAUGAUGGCGGUGCACGAAGGCGUAGGUGGCAACCAUUCUGGCGGACGCACACUCGCCCUCAAAAUAAAAAAGGAUGGACACUAUUGGCCGACCAUGAUGACCGACUGCGAAGCCUUCGCGGCAAAGUGCGAAGCCUGUCAGCGCCAUGGACCAAUGCGGCACAUCCCGCCCGAACUGCUAAACACCAUGACAGCUCCAUAUCCUUUCAUGCGCUGGGCCAUGGACGCUAUAGGUCCUCUGCCGACGUCAAAAUACAAGAAAUACGUCCUGGUGCUGACCGAUUUUUUCACCAAAUCGGUCGAAGCAGAGUCCUUCACAAGGAUCCAAUCCUUGGACGUAACCAAUUUCAUAUGGAAGAACAUCAUAUGUAGGCACGAACUUCCAUACGAGAUUGUCACCGAUAACGGCACACAAUUCACCUCGAUGAUCACCAGACGUUUUCUGACGAAGUGGCAAAUCCGCCUCAACACUUCGACUCCCCGAUACCCGCAAGGAAAUGGACAAGCUAAGACCACUAAUAAGUCGAUCGUCGACGGACUAAAAAAGAGACUUGGUUGA